Sugiyamaella lignohabitans is the source of this 1059-nucleotide messenger RNA. RefSeq names its product Sec20p (gene SEC20). Gene Ontology annotation, molecular function: SNAP receptor activity. NCBI's taxonomy places the organism in Eukaryota, Fungi, Ascomycota, Dipodascomycetes, Dipodascales, Trichomonascaceae. Bases 1 to 1059 code for a protein of 352 amino acids. Gene Ontology annotation, biological process: retrograde vesicle-mediated transport, Golgi to endoplasmic reticulum. The record is from RefSeq and is a predicted model, not a curated record. The transcript has a single exon. Gene Ontology annotation, cellular component: endoplasmic reticulum; SNARE complex.
AUGACAAUUGAAGAGGCCAUUACGCGGCAAUUGGACAGUUACCAUCUGCUUUUAGAACUAAUAACGAGACUUCACACCCUGUCGAGCUCUAAGGAGGUUCGUCAGGAGCUGGCAGAUCUAAUUCAGAGGCGGAUCAAAGAAUAUGAUACAGCGACGGAAUCAUUGGAAAUUCAAAUUGAAAAUCAUGUUAGCCAAACAGACCCAAAUAGAAAAAGAUACUUGGUCUCCUUAGAUAGGAUACGAGAGAACCUACGGCUUGCCAAAGUAAGGUUCAGAAAAGCGCAAAUACAAUCCAAGAAAAAUACAGAACUUGCAUGGAUAAAAGAGAGAGAGCUGAUAUUCAGGCCACCCAGAGAAGAUGACAAGUCUAAAUCGUCAACAAAUGGGCAUAGCAAAGAUAGCGGUGGCAGUGGCAAACGAGAACUAAGCACUCAAGACAUGCUAGUUAGCAAAUCAGAAGAUAUCACUGCCAAGCUCCGACAUGUCCAUCAAAUGGCACAGACCGAGGUGGUGAAAUCGUCAUUAAAUAUAGACGAGCUCGACUACUCGACAAAAACACUACGAGAACUGGAACAUAAAUACUCAGCUUUCGACGUCAUGCUGAAUGGAUCACAGCGACUAGUUCGCCACCUCGAAGAAGCCGAUAAAUGGGACAGAAUCUACAUGCUUGCCUCACUCGGGUUCCUGGCUCUCGUAGUGGCAUGGAUCCUAUGGCGUCGUAUUUUCAAGGCUCCAACAAUGCUCGUUCUUUGGGUCAUGCUAAAAUUCUUCCGUUUAGUACGUCCUUCUCCCAGCGAUAUUGUAAAUGCUAAGUCAAGUAUAUUCACAGCACCGGUCGCCGAGACCCAAGAAAUUGCUGCUUCAGCUGUAUCCUCUUCCUCGGAACUUGCAUCCGCUUCUGGAACAGUACUUGAUUCCAUUUCUUCUGUCACCGAAACUGCAGACGAGCUCAUCGAAACACUUGCUUCCGUACUCUCAGAAGCGGUCUCAACAGCCGCCGAGACCCUGUUAGCUGCUACUAACAGAGCUGAGCCACUUCCCGUACAUAAUGAUUUAUGA